Messenger RNA from Ictalurus furcatus (blue catfish), 2293 nucleotides. It is a transcript of the gene cdk5rap3, whose product is annotated as CDK5 regulatory subunit associated protein 3. The transcript is spliced from 14 exons. The record is from RefSeq and is a predicted model, not a curated record. Gene Ontology annotation, biological process: regulation of cyclin-dependent protein serine/threonine kinase activity; regulation of mitotic cell cycle. Bases 151 to 1665 code for a protein of 504 amino acids. NCBI's taxonomy places the organism in Eukaryota, Metazoa, Chordata, Actinopteri, Siluriformes, Ictaluridae. Gene Ontology annotation, cellular component: endomembrane system.
AUUGGUUAGCUGUGUACGUACGUGUCAAUGGCCAUGUAAACGAAAACUGCCUGAUAAAUCACAUUUAAAAGCGCGUUAUGGAUAUGUAGUAUAUCUUAUAGUACUUCUAUAUAUUUAAAAAUAAAUAAAUACCAGGAAACUGAGGAUAAUAUGGAGAAUAUUCAAAAUCUCCCUAUUGACAUUCACACCAGCAAACUUCUCGACUGGCUGGUGGACAGGAGACACUGUUCUCUGAAAUGGCAGAAUGCAGUGAUGGUGAUCAGGGAGAAGAUCAGUGCUGCUCUCCAGGACAUGCCAGAGAACGAGGAGAUCAAACAGCUGCUCAUGGGCUCAUAUAUUCACUAUUUCCAUUGCCUAAGGAUAGUGGAAAUACUGAAGGGAACGGAAGCCUCAUCCAAAAAUAUAUUCGGCAGGUAUUCAUCACAAAGGAUGAAGGACUGGCAAGAAAUAGUGUCCUUGUAUGAGAAAGAUAAUGUGUAUCUAGCGGAGCUGGCCAGUCUGCUGAGCCGCAGUGUAAGCUACGAGGGCCCUGCUUUGAGGAAACAGGUGGCUAAAGCACAGCAGCUGCAGCAGGAGCUGAGCAGGCGGGAGCUGGAGUGCCAGAGUGGAGCUGCAGAUAUGAGGGAGCGCUACUACGCAGCGUGCAAGCAGUACGGCAUUACGGGGGAGAAUGUGGCGAGGGAGUUGCAGGCCCUUGUUAAGGAUUUACCAAAUGUAUUGGAGGGAACAGGGAGACGGGCUGCCUGCUUGGAGGAAACGAUGAAGCUCUACACAGAAUUCACUAAGUUUGUCUGUAACUGGUCCGAGCCUGUUCUACCUAUACUGUCUUUCAUUCAACGAAAAGGAAACACAACAGUGUACGAGUGGAAGACGGGAAACGUCCCAAUGGUUAUAGAGAGACCUGUAGUAGAGGAAGCGCCACCUGACACUGUCACAGAGGAAACAAUUGACUGGGGCGACUUAUGCAGCAAUGCUGAGGAGGUGAAUUUUGGGACCAAAGUUGAAGAGGGGGUGGACUGGGGCAUCACACUGGAGUCUGGAAAAGAGAAGGAAACAAGUGAUGGUGGCAUUGACUGGGGCGAAACUGAAACUGCUGCAGUGGAAAUCGAAGUUGUUGCUGCAGGCACUGACUGUCCUGAAGGUGUUGCGAGAGGUGAGGAUGCACUCUCUCUGCUCGAAAACCCUCAGACACGAAGUCAGUUUAUCGAUGAAUUGAUGGAGUUGGAAGUGUUCCUGUGUCAAAGACUGAGUGAGAUGAGUGAGGAGGGCGAUAUGGUGUCCAUGAGCCAGUUCCAGCUGGCUCCCUCUAUCAUCCAGGGGCAGACCCGUGAACGUGUGCAGGCCAUGCUUUCAGAUGUGCGCCACCUUCUGGAAGGAAUGACAUCACUGCGCAUGAAGCAUCUGUUCGUGAUCCAGGCAUCACCUCGCUAUGUGGAGCGUGUAUCUGACAUGCUGAGGCAGAAACUAAAGCAAGCUGAUAUUUUGGUGCUGAAACAAGCCUCCUUGGCUGAGCGGAGGCAAGAAGCGCUCGAGGAACAGGCCAAGCUCGAACCUCGUAUCGACCUGCUGGCUGCCCACAUCAAGGAACUACAGAAACUGAUCGAAGCCGACAUCUCAAAACGGUAUAACAAGCGACCAGUCAACCUUAUGGGAGUUCAAGUGUAAACUGCAUAGUCCACACAAACAUUUCAUAAAUAAAUAUUUUAUUUCAUUAAAAUAAUUUCCAUGGCUUUGAAUAAUUAAAUCAGAAAACAGUUUAUUUGCCAAUCUACUACACAAUGUCAGACACAUAGCUGAAACCUACUGUGACAUACAAGUGUGUCUCUGGAUUUUUCUUAGCAUGAUUUGAGAAUCUGACUUACACAGUACACAGUACCACUUCCCUGAGUUCACAGAGACAAAACACAAAGUGUGUAGACAAACAACGCCAGUGUACAUUUGAGGAAUUCAGGAUUAGCAAUCUUACCAGAUUUGUGCUCAUAAGGUGUUUGUAAAUAGUUUGUAUGACUUGUAAGACUAAUUGAAUUGUGGUUAGAAGUGGUAUGUCUUAUUUUCUCCUAGCUGUAUCACUAAUCAGUUCAUUCUGUAAGCUUCCAUACAGCCAUGAUGCACAUCAGCUAAAUGUUUUUAAGUAGACGUUUUGAAUUUGUUUAUAGAACAUUAGCUAGUGGUAUGAACUUUUUAAAUGUGGGUCAGCGGAUAGAAUAUUUAAAUAUGUUUUAUACCCAAGAUACAUUUUCAAGGCCGUUUGUAGUACAUCAGAACAAAGUUGCUUGUUAUUUUAAAAGUGCUG